Closterium sp. NIES-65 is the source of this 1224-nucleotide messenger RNA. The record is from the annotation of a GenBank genome assembly. NCBI's taxonomy places the organism in Eukaryota, Viridiplantae, Streptophyta, Zygnematophyceae, Desmidiales, Closteriaceae.
AUGGACGUGGACGUGGACGUGGACGUGGACGUGGACGUGGACGUGGACGUGGACGUGGACGUGGACGUGGACGUGGACGUGGACGUGGACGUGGACGUGGACGUGGACAUGGACGUGGACGUGGACGUGGACGUGGACGUGGACGUGGACGUGGACGUGGACGUGGACAUGGACGUGGACAUGGACGUGGACGUGGACGUGGACGUGGACGUGGACGUGGACGUGGACGUGGACGUGGACGUGGACGUGGACGUGGACGUGGACGACGUGGACGUGGACGUGGACGUGGACGUGGACGUGGACGUGGACGUGGACGUGGACGUGGACUGGACGUGGACGUGGACGUGGACGUGGACGUGGACGUGGACGUGGACGGGACGUGGACGUGGACAUGGACGUGGACGUGGACGUGGACGUGGACGUGGACGUGGACGUGGACGUGGACGUGGACGUGGACGUGACGUGGAUGUGGUGACGUGGACUGGACGUGGACGUGGACGUGGACAUGGACGUGACGUACGUGGACGUGGACUGGAUUGGACGUGGACGGACGUGGACGUGGACGUGGACGUGGACGUGGACGUGGACGUGGACGUGGACGUGGACGUGGACGUGGACGUGGACGUGGACGUGGACGUGGACGUGGACGUGGACGUGGACGUGGACGUGGACGUGGACGUGGACGUGGACGUGGACGUGGACGUGGACGUGGACAUGGACGUGGACGUGGACGUGGACAUGGACGUGGACGUGGACGUGGACAUGGACGUGGACGUGGACGUGGACGUGGACAUGGACGUGGACGUGGACGUGGACGUGGACGUGGACGUGGACGUGGACGUGGACGUGGACGUGGACGUGGACGUGGACGUGGACGUGGACGUGGACGUGGACGUGGACGUGGACGUGGACGUGGACGUGGACGUGGACGUGGACGUGGACGUGGACGUGGACGUGGACGUGGACGUGGACGUGGACGUGGACGUGGACGUGGACGUGGACGUGGACGUGGACACGUGGACGUGGACGUGGACGUGGACGUGGACGUGGACGUGGACGUGGACGUGGACGUGGACGUGGACAUGGACGUGGACGUGGACGUGGACGUGGACGUGGACGUGGACGUGGACGUGGACGUGGACGUGGACGUGGACGUGGACAUGGACGUGGACGUGGACGUGGACAUGGACGUGGACGUGGACGUGGACGUGGACGUGGACGUGA